Molecule: messenger RNA, 1071 nt
Organism: Fusarium oxysporum Fo47
Lineage: Eukaryota; Fungi; Ascomycota; Sordariomycetes; Hypocreales; Nectriaceae
Exons: 3
Coding region: 1-1071 (356 amino acids)
Source: RefSeq, a predicted model, not a curated record
AUGGCUCAAGACAAGUUUCAACUCAAUGUCCACCCUUGGCGCGAGGUACUACUGAUGCGCGCUACCGGUUACCCUCCGUUUUUCAUAAGCUUUUUACGUUUCACCUUUGCUAUUAUCGCUACUGGUAGAAGACGUGCUAAGUACAAUUAUACAUUUCAAAACAGGGAUUCAAGCGGCCCGGGGAUCUUCGCAUAUCCUCAGCCUGUAUCUGACGAGCGCUAUGUUGACUACGGCCUCGCUCAGUUUGAUAACCAGGCACACGCUGUUGAGUCUCUACUCAAUGUCUACCUCGCUCUUAGCCUAGUCGACUGCCGCCAUUGCUUGCCAAGUCCUAUUCGCGGCCCUAGUAGACAAUUGGCUCAGUUCACCACGAGUGAAAAACUUGCUGGACUCGUGGAGGAGCUGGACAGAAGACCAUACGAACCAAACACCCCCCUCCCUUCAGAUCUUCCGCCGCCACCACCCCCUCCUCCACGAGGUGCCUACAUAAGUGAAAACCUAAAAGAACGAGAGAUAGACCCUGUGUUCACAUGCGUGUUGGCAUUUGUCGUCCUCUCAUCCAUAGAUGCCUCCAUCCGCUGGGCCAAGAUCCUUACCCUACGAGUUUUACCAACAUCCUGGAGAUUCCCGGACUCUAUCACCAUUUGCCAUCGGCCCAUCCCUGCUGAGAGUCCUCAAGAACUUGAAGAAUACCGUAGAGAAUGGGAUGGGGCUGUAGCCUCCAUAUUCCAAAAGCAGCAGAGCCGGAGGUUGAGCUUUGGGCGGCGUACUACCCAGUCGGCUGCCCAGUCCUCAGGAAAUGCAAACACUCCUUCAAGUCCUUCCCCAGGUCACGGUCAACCAAACCCACGAGGGAAUGUGCCUCUUGCUCCCAUCCUUCUUCGUGAUGGCCUCCGGAUCCUAAGGGAAUACCAGAGACUCUUUCUCUACUACUUCGUUGGCUACAUGCAAUGGGAAGUGAUACUUGGCUUUGCCGCAAUUGAGCUUGUUCUUAAUACGAUCUACUUGGUACUUUUACAGAGGUCCAAUCGCGUGUGCAGCAGGUCUGGUAUUGAUGGUGAUUGCGGAUGA